Molecule: messenger RNA, 1668 nt
Organism: Acanthamoeba castellanii str. Neff
Lineage: Eukaryota; Discosea; Longamoebia; Acanthamoebidae
Product: calponin domain containing protein
Exons: 2
Coding region: 1-1668 (555 amino acids)
Molecular function (GO): protein binding
Source: RefSeq, a predicted model, not a curated record
AUGUUGCGCGGACAGGCUGCGUUGCUGGCAUGGGCUCAGCGGUGUACUGAGGGCUACAAGGGCGUGAACAUCACCAACUUCACCAGCUCGUGGAGGGAUGGCCUGGCCUUUGCGGCGCUGGUCCACAACCACCACCCGGAAUCGUUUGACUACGAGCCCCUCGUCAACGGCGCCGACGCGCUCAAGAGGCUCGAGGUGGCCUUCGAAGCCGCGGGCAAGGCCGGCGUCCCCAACCUGCUCGACCCCGAGGAUGUGCUCGUGGGGCCGCAACCCGACCACUUUUCCAUCAUGACCUACCUCUCCACGAUGUACAAGCACUUCCGCGCGGGGCCGACAGCACCGCGCCCGGCCGCGGCCGUGAGCAAGCCGUACGACGCCGGAGAGAAGCGCGGCAGCGUCCGUUCGUACGGCGAGGGCGAUCAGAGCGAGGAGGAGUUCAGGAAGCAGCGCGAACGCGAGAUCGAGGAGAAGAAGAGGAAGCUGCUCGAGAUGGAGCGCGAGAAGGAGCGCGAACGCGAGCGUCAGCGCCAGCGCGAGAAGGAGAAGAAAGAGAUGGAGCGCGAGCGCGAGCGACUCGAGCGGGAGCGCAAGGAUCGCGACAUCCGCGAGCGCGAGCGCAUCGAGAAGGAGAAGCAGGCCAACACCAAGGCCAGGGCCACCGCCGCCAGCGCCAGCCCCGUCAAGGCCGCCGCCGCGCCUGUGUCGUCGGCCGAGGCCAAGAAGAGGGAGGAGAGGCGCAGGAGGAAGGAGGAGCUCGAGCGCCAGAUCGCGGAGACCAAGCGCACCAUCGAAAAGCUGGCGCGCAUCAAGGAGGAGAGGCGCGCGCAGGUCGAGGAGGAGGACGAGAUCGAGAAGGAGGAGGCCCAGCGGCGCUCGGUGGAGCGCAAGCGUCUGAGGGAGGAGAUUGAGAAGCGGUGGAACGAGGAGGACCAGGAGUUUGCGCGCGAGCGGAAGAGGCGCGAGGACAUCCGCAAGAAGCGGGACCACAAGCGCAAGCUCGAGGAGGAGCGAUUCCUCGAGUGGGACGACAAGAUGAAGCAGGCCGAGGAGGAGAAGGAGCGCAAGCUCAAGGCCGAGCAGGAGCAGGGCAACAACCUCAGCGGCGAGCGCGACACCGGCAGCCGCACGCGUCGCACCAGCCGCAACAUCCGCGAGGCCCUCCGUGAGCGUCGCGGCACCACCGCCGAGCCCCCCGCCUCUGGCAGCACCAGCGCGCGCGGCCGCGGCGGCAGCACCAACGAGACCACCGACACCGCCGCCGCCGAGGAGAAGCGCAAGGAGGACGAGCGCAUCGCGCGCGAGAAGGAGGAGGCCCAGGAGAAGGAGAGGGAGCGCGAACGGAGCGAGAAGGAGGCCAAGGAGCGGGCCAGCUCUCGCGGCAGCAGCGGCCGUGGCGGCGGCAGCGGCGGCGACAGCUCGGCCGACGACCUCGAGGCGGCCCGGGCCAAGCGACGAGCGGAGAGGGAGAAGCAGCUCGAGGAGGAGCGACAGAAGCUCAAGGCCGCCGCGGAGGGCUCGAGCGCCGGCGGCGCUGGCGACAGCGUCGAGGAGAGGCGCAGGGCCAGGGAGGAGAAGAGGAAGCAGAUGGAGGAGGAGUGGGCCAGGGAGGAGGCCGAGCGCCAGCGCGUGAGGGAGGAGAGGAGGCGCCAGAGGGAAGAGAGGGCCUAA